AUGGCAGAUCAGGAUCUCCACACAUUUACCUCCAUCAUGGAUGCUCUGGUUCGCGUCAGCUCCAACAUGAAGAGUAUGGAGCGGGAGCUGCGUUGCCCCGUGUGCGAUGAGAUGGUCAAGCAGCCCAUCGUGUUGCCGUGCCUGCACAGCGUGUGCGUGCUGUGCGCGGCCGAGGUGCUGGUGCAGCGAGGCUACCCACCGCCUGACCUGCCGCCGGAGCCCAACACGCCCACCUCCAGCCCCCACACGCGCUCCCCGCGCCACGCCCGCCGCCCCCCGCCCAAGAGUGGCCUGGACCGCGUCCUCAAAACAGUCUGUGGCUCGUACCCUGGGCGUAGACGUAAGGACACACCUCCGCUGCUGAUGCUGUUUCCGUGCCCGCUGUGUAAGAAGGACGUGGAGCUGGGGGAGAAGGGCCUGAUCGACUGCCUCAGAAACCUCACGCUGGAGCGCAUAGUAGAGAGAUACAGGCAUUCGGUGAGCGUGGGCAGCAUGGCGGUCAUGUGCCAGUUCUGUAAGCCCCCUCAGCCUCUGGAGGCCAGCAAGGGCUGUGCGGACUGCAAGGCCAACUUCUGCAACGAGUGCUUCAAGCUGUACCACCCGUGGGGCACGCCCCGCGCCACGCACGAGCACAUCCUGCCCACGCACAACUUCAGGCCCAAGGUGCUGGUGUGUCCAGAACACGAGCAGGAGAGGCUGCAGUUCUACUGCCGCGUGUGCCAGCGCCUCCUCUGUUCACUCUGCAAACUGCGCCGCGUCCACUCCGGUCACAAGGUCCUGCCUAUCGCCCAGGCAUACCAGACCCUGAAGGAGAAGAUCACCAAGGAAAUGAACUUGGUCUUGGCCAAUCAAGAAACAGUACAGGCGCAGAUUGGCCAAUUGGAGGGCGCCAUCACUCAGAUGGAGCUGAACAGCAGCGUGGCUCAGGAGAAGCUGCUGGCCUGUGUGGACCAGCUGCGGGCGGCUCUGUCGGAGCGGCAGGCGGCGCUGGCCUCGGCGCUGGAGGGUUCGCGGGCGCGGCGGGCGGACAAGCUGGACGCCCAGCUCCAGGAGAAGCGCAGCCUGCUGGAGGACGCCGGCCUGGUCACCUACACCCACGAGCUGCUCAAGGAGACCGACCAGCCCUGCUUCGUCCAGGCCGCCCGCGUCACCCACUACAGGCUGGUCAAGGCCAUAGAGCACAUGCAGAACUUCUCUCUCUCCGCCGAUCCCUCGUUCAGACACUUCCAGACGGACGGAUCCCGGGAACUCAAAGAGAUCAGCAGCAUGGAGUUUAUACGAGCUCCAUUGGCUCCCGUGAUCGACACUCAGAAGACACUGGCCUAUGACCAGCUGUAUCUUUGCUGGCGACUGCCACAAGACUCCGCCCCUGCCUGGCACUACUCGGUGGAGUACCAGAGGAGAGUGGGCGGAGCCGGGUCAGUUUGGGGCGGGGUCAGGACUGAGGGCAAAGGGCCCAACUCGACCGGUGGUUGGCUGAGGAUGGACGAUGUGAGCGGGAUGUGUGCGGUGAUUGACAGGCUGGAGAUGGACAGCGUGUACGUGCUGAGGGUGAGAGGCUGCAACAAGGCGGGCUUUGGGGACUACAGCGAGGAGGUGUACCUGCACACUCCACCUGCGCCAGUGCUGGCGUUUAGUCUGGACUCUCGCUGGGGCCUGCAUGCGGACAGGCUGGCGCUGGGGAAGGGCCAGACGUACGCGCGCAGCGUCCCUGGACUCGCCCUCCUGCAGGCGGCCGACCGCACCCUCACUUCCUGUCACCUGACCUCCGACCUGCUGGUGGCUGACCUGUCCAUUGCACAGGGCCGCCACUACUGGGCAUGCUCCGUGGAACCUGGCUCCUAUCUGGUCAAGGUGGGGGUUGGACUGGAAGCAAAAUUGCAGGAAUGGUUCCACCUGCCACAGGACAUGGCCAGCCCACGAUAUGACCCAGAUAGUGGUCAUGACAGUGGGGCAGAAGAUGCCCAGGACAGCCCCCCUCCGUUCUGCUUCCUCACCAUGGGCAUGGGCAAGAUCCUUCUGCCCCACCAGGGGGUAACUCACCCCUCUGGCAACCCCCUGACCGCCCCUCUGCCCCCGCGCCUCGGGGUGUGUCUGGACUUCGACAAGGGCCGCGUCACCUUCUACGACGCCCACUCCCUGCGCAUGCUGUGGGAGGGGCCAGUGGACUGCUCCGCCCCCGUCUGCCCAGCCUUCUGUUUCAUUGGUGGAGGGGCGCUGCAGCUGCAGGAGCUGAUAGCCAAUCGCAGCAUCGAGCAGACCCCGCCCAGGAGAGUGACCAUCCAAACACGUGCCACCAAUCUCUGCAACUGACAUGACGGGUCGCAUGUCCAACCAAUCGGAUGUCAGGAUGGUUCCUAGUGUUAAGCACCUUUGAAUUACUCUUCUUAUACCGUCCAUGAAUUUAUUGAUUUAUUUUCUAUUUAUUUUGCUUACCAGGGAUGCUUUGUAUUAAGGUUUGUGUAAACAUUCAGAACUAACCAAAUUUUUUAACAGUAUACUGUCUUUGCAUUUCUGCUAAUGGUGGAUCUCGGCAAAUCAUUCUCUCGUGUUGACGUCAUCUGCUCACAGGAAGUUCCGAAAUUGUAAGCUGUAAAAAAAAAUAUGCUCCAAACUAUCAACAAAUGCAUGCAUGUCUGGACAUCCUGAAUGUGACUAAAGUUCUGUACCUCAACGCCUUCUCUAACUCCAGUAUGACAACAAUAGGGCACUGAAUGCGUGAGCCUGUGAUUUGCAGUGAUCUACCGAAAAAUAAUGAUUCUUCAAAGCUGUUAGACAAGUUAGAUGGACAGGUUUUAGGAUCUGUGGAUAGGUUUUGAAAGGUCAAGAUUUGAUCUGGUGACCUUUUGGAAUGUUUUAUCCCUUGGAAUGUACCCACCGGCACAUCCAUAAUAUGUUGUCAUCUUCUCUGUGUGUGUGUGUGUGCGUGUGUGUGUGAUGUGUGACUGAUAUCUUGCUGUAGUAGUUCGAAGUAUCAUAACAUUGUUUGUAAAAUCAGUUGCUGUCUGCAUGUAUAGCACUUGGAAGUUUGAAUUCUCUGACUAAAAGCUUAUUCCCAGCAAUGUCAAGGGCAAUGGAAUAUGUGUUUGUAUCUGUGUGUGUAUGUGUGUGUGUCCACACACACACACACACACACACACACAUUUUUCUUCACCAGCAGGAUAAGUUGUGGCAGUGUGUCAUAGUCUGGAUAGCAGUGAUGUUUGCAGGUUUGGCACCGGUCAACAAAGUAUGUCCCUUUUGCACAGAUUUUCCACCAGUCCAGUGAAUCAUGGCGAAGCCUCAUAAGAGCUUAUCAAACGCCAACAGCAACCCCUCCACUUCCACAGCUCUCUCCUUCCCUGCGAUGCCACAGGCACCCCUACACCUCCUCUCUCUCGUAUACGGCCUCACCGACUCAAUUCAGAGGCCGUAGUCUCACCAGCCUCCACUGAGUUUGAGGCAGCCGUUGAGGUUGGCAGACAGGCUCGCUAGUCAACUCCCUGGAUAUAGGCAUACACUGAACCACAUGAAAUGUCAUUUGCACUUCAUUCAUUCGGCAAACACCUUCAUUUCCGAAAUGACUUACAGUUGAUGAAGCACCAAUCGAGCUUUAGCGAGCUAAUCAAGACUCAGUAAAAAGACAAAGUAAAGAGCUAAUGGAGGCAGAAAUACUUCAGUAUUUGGCAAGAUGCAGUGAAGGGAUGAGAGAAGAUGCUCUGUGGUGACCAUAGGCAAAGCAAGACCAUGAAAGAGUAGAGUAGAGUUAGGUAGAGUUAAAGAGUACAUAUUUCGCCCCCCCCCCCCCCUUUCCACACUUUUAGAUUUCUUUCUCAAGUAUAUUUGACAUAUUUAGGCUUUUGUCUCUGCGUAUACAGACAGUAGAGAAAGACGAAGAAGUGAUUGGAAGAAGAGAGAUGAGUUGGGAUUGUGAAAUGACUGCAGAUCGGAAUCAAAGCGAGCCGAGCCCCCAUGGGCACUUGGCCUGAAUGUAGAACGGGUGCUGCCACUUCAUACUUGUCAUACUUUGGUCAAAAACGUUUUCACCACUGUCUGAACAACCCUGUUCUGAGCGGCAUGAUCCUGUGCCGGUCAUUUCACAAGCACAGUCAUCCUGCAUGAUGACUUCACUUCAACACGUUUUGAACCGGUUUUGAGCUUACGAGAUUCAGGCAAACUUUUGCACUUUGGUUCUUCAGUCGUGAGUCGACACCCAGAUAGAUAAAAUGGAGGUGGUUUAAUCCAACAAGCUGCUAGACUCGGGGUCACUUUGGCCAGCGGAUCCGAGUGGCUCACUGACUCAUGUCUCUAGACCUAGGAAUCCCAUGAACAAAACAGCUGGGUUGUGUUAUCUGUGUUUGUACAGUACGCAUUGGUAGCCAUCCCAGAUACCCAAGUUCAUUCAUAAAAGCACUGAAAAAGGUGGAAUUGAUGGAAGAUGAAAACGAUGUCCCCUUUAGUAUUUCAUAUAAUUUCAGAUGGAUUGUAGGGCCUGUAGAAGGAAGGGUGGCCUCUCCAGAACAAUGGCUGGUCUAAUUGGUGUUCAUUAGCUGUAGGCCUACAUGCAAAGCAUUGCAGAGCAGUUUCUGUUGGUUCCAGUCCUGUUCAGUACUGUAUGUUGUGGGCAGACUUGUUAGCCUGUAUUCUUUGCUGUUUGGGCCAAAACUAGAUGAGCAGGAAGCAUCCGGAUUCACAUCACAGACACACACACACACACACUCUCUCACACACAUACAUACACAGUCUCUGUUUUCAACCCUUCUCCUAACACGCACAUUUUUAAAUUAGUGUGACCUUUGUAAUGAUGUCCCCACUUACCAUGUUUUUGCUAUGACUUCAUGUGACACUUCAUUCAUUGUUUGGUUUUGCAAAAGCCCAUAUUGCUUUCCAAAAGGAUCUGUUAUAAUUAUUCUUUGAAAAAAGGAUGCUGCUUUAGGCUGUGCAACUGUCAGUCUCAAAUCUAGUUGUAUGCAGGUGUGUGUGUGUUUGUGUGCGUGCAUGUUUGAGUUUCUGUGCUAACCUGACUGUAUGUGUAGGUUAACCUGCAUCAGUGUGUGUGCAUGGGUUUGAGUGUCUGUGCAUAUAUGUAAGAUUGUGUGUGUGUGUGUGUGUGUGUGUGUGUGUGUGUGUGCGUGUGUGUGUGUGUGUGUGUGAGAGAAAGAGAGAGUGAGUGUGAGAGUAGUUGAGUGUUUAUUAGAUCAUUUGCAAUAAAGACUGUACUCAGUUGCACACAGCUCUGGUUUUGGCCUCCGUGUUUGUGUUGGUGUACUGUAUGUUGGUGCAUUAAUUGUAUUAGUGUGUCAAGUCCUCUUGUGUAUGCCUGCACUGCACUGCUCUGGCCCAAGGCAUUCUGGGAUAUGUAGUACUGCCAGAAUGUCUGAAUUCUGAAUGUAAGAUGAAAUUAAGCGAUGAAGCAAAAUAGAUACACUGGAUCUGCUGUCACAAUCAGACUGCCACAACAGAAUGGAAGAAGUGAAUAUUUGUAUGUGAGAGGUAACGGUACCCAAUCUCAAGGAAUGGGAAGUAAAAAAAAAAAAAAUGGCAGUCUAUCUGUCUGCAUGUUGAAUGUUGUCCAUAUUGUUAAAUGUAUUUUUUUAAACAAGAGAACACACACUGUCUAAAUAUUGUAUUCACACUAACAUAAUACAGCACUUGUUGUUUUCUUGUAGCAGGUAUUAUUCAUGACAAUGAGUUUAUAAGGGUUAUUCCACGUCAAAUUAGCACAUUUUGGAAAAUCCUAAUUCCCGCCCAAUCCACUUACAUUUUCUUUAUUCAUUUAAAUGGCCUUUUACUUUGGAGUACACCUACCCCAAUUAUCCAAACUAUUAGUUAGUUUACGAUCAAAUGGGCUUUGUAAAGUAGCAUCGUCAUUCUUGCCAAUUCUAGUCAGAAUUUGAGUCUGAUACGGCUCCAUUGGGACGUGAUUAUAAGGGGCAUGUUUCAACUGAUAGGCUACAGUAGGGAAAAUGCCUCUGCACUCAAUUGGAACCUUCCAGCCACAGCGUUUUUGUUGCGAACAAAAUCAACCGAAGCAUGCUCAGAUGAUGUAACAGACGACGCCCUGUCGCUCAUCUGUUGCUCCUCUGUCCAUAGGCUACAAAGCCCAAUUUGAUUGGUCCAAACAGCUCUGGUUUGGGCACAGUUGCUUCACAACUCCAGACCAGUCCAGUCCAGACUGAACUUCCUGACCUCAAAUGUUGUGGGCGGGGCUAGUUUGGCUGGCAUCCAGGCUAAUCAUAAAGGUUAUAAUUAAGGUAAACAAUUGUGCAUAGUGUACCUUUAAAGGUAUACUAUGUAACGUUUUUCAGUUAAUCAA
Messenger RNA from Sardina pilchardus (European sardine), 6295 nucleotides. It is a transcript of the gene trim46a, whose product is annotated as tripartite motif containing 46a. The transcript has 12 exons. Gene Ontology annotation, molecular function: protein binding; zinc ion binding. NCBI's taxonomy places the organism in Eukaryota, Metazoa, Chordata, Actinopteri, Clupeiformes, Clupeidae. Gene Ontology annotation, biological process: anterograde synaptic vesicle transport; microtubule bundle formation; axonogenesis. The record is from RefSeq and is a predicted model, not a curated record. Gene Ontology annotation, cellular component: main axon. The coding region runs from base 1 to 2313 and encodes 770 amino acids.